AUGACAGAACCCGAGACCCUGGCCCUGCUGGAAGUGAAGUGGCCUGAGGCCCUGGAGAAGAGCCCACCCCAGGCCUUGGUCCCCAAUGGCCAGAAGCUGGAAGGGGAAGAUGGGGUUGAGUCCCUUGGAGUUGAGUCCUCUAGAGUGGGGUCUUCGGCUGAGUCUCCCACAGCCAGAGAGGGGACCGAGGAUGGUCUAGACAGCACAGCCACCCACCCUGAGCCCCCGGAGUGCAAGUGGGCUGAAGCAGUGGUGAAGCCGCCUGGCCACUCCUGUGGGGGCUGUGGGGGCUGUGGGGGUCGAGAGGUGCUGAGAGCCGUGGCCUCGGUGGGAGCCACCCUCAUCCUCUUCCCCUGCCUGCUCUACGGGACAUAUGCCUUCCUGCCCUUCGAUGCCCCACGCCUGCCGACCAUGAGCUCCCGCCUCCUCUACACCUUGCGCUGUGGGGUCUUCGCCACCUUCCCCAUUGUACUGGGGAUCCUGGUGUACGGGCUGAGCCUGUUGUGCUUUUCUGCCCUUCGACCCUUUGGGGAGCCACGGCGGGAGGUGGAGAUCCAUCGGCGGUAUGUGGCCCAUUCGGUCCAGCUCUUCAUCCUCUACUUCUUCAACCUGGCCGUGCUUUCCACCUACCUGCCUCAAGAUACCCUCAAACUGCUCCCUCUACUCACUGGUCUCUUUGCCAUCUCCCGGCUCAUAUACUGGCUGACCUUCGCUGUGGGCCGCUCCUUCCGAGGCUUUGGCUACGGCCUGACGUUCCUGCCCCUGCUGUCCAUGCUGAUGUGGAACUUCUACUACAUGUUCGUGGUGGAACCUGAACGCAUGCUCACUGCCUCUGAGAGCCGCCUGGACUGCCCUGACCAUGCCCGCUCAGCCUCAGACUACAGGCCCCGCUCCCGGGGCUGA
Messenger RNA from Rangifer tarandus platyrhynchus (Svalbard reindeer), 903 nucleotides. The record is from the annotation of a GenBank genome assembly. Lineage: Eukaryota; Metazoa; Chordata; Mammalia; Artiodactyla; Cervidae.